AACCCCGCUGCAACGUAGGGAGGGGGCUGGAUUCGCCCAGGAGCUGGUGGAGAAGCGGGCUGAAACAAUCGAGUGGGCGCGCCAGGACUCCCCGGCUGCAGGCGGGGAGGGGAGAGGGAGCCCCGGUUCUGCGCAGAGAGGGGGCGGGGUUGGGGGGCCCCGAGAACAGCGAGGAGGCGGGGGUGGCCGCCGAGCUGGGGAAGCGGUCCCCCCCCAACUCCCGGGAGGCGAGAACUCGUUCGGACAGCACACUAAUUGGAGAUAACUGAUUAAUUCGAGCUUCUGAUGACUAUAAAUGGCGAUUCUUUACCAAGGUGUCUUUAUUUAAAAAAAAAAAAAAAAUCGUUCCGUGUCAUCCCCCACGUCAGGCCGGCUCGUGGGCGUGAGGCUGUACUUCCUCCGCCCCCUCCUAAUGGAGUGAACCAUUCCCAGCUCUCCCCCUCCCUCGGCCUCUCUCUCUCUCUCUCUCUCUCUUUCUCUCCCUUCCUCGCUCCCUCUCUUUCUCUCCUCCCUCUGCCUUCUCCGUGCAUAAAGUCUCCGUCGCUCCUGGAACUUGUUGGCAAUGCCUAUUUUUCAGCUUUCCCCCGCGUUCUCCAAACUAACUAUUUAAAGGUCUGCGGUCGCAAAUGGUUUGACUAAACGUAGGAUGGGACUUAAGUUGAACGGCAGAUAUAUUUCACUGAUCCUCGCGGUGCAAAUAGCGUACCUGGUGCAGGCCGUGAGAGCAGCGGGCAAGUGCGAUGCGGUCUUUAAGGGCUUUUCAGACUGUUUGCUCAAGCUGGGCGACAGCAUGGCCAACUACCCGCAGGGCCUGGACGACAAGACGAACAUCAAGACCGUGUGCACAUACUGGGAGGAUUUCCACAGCUGCACGGUCACAGCCCUUACGGAUUGCCAAGAAGGGGCGAAAGAUAUGUGGGAUAAACUGAGAAAAGAAUCCAAAAAUCUCAACAUCCAAGGCAGCUUAUUCGAACUCUGCGGCGGCGGCAACGGGGCGGCGGGGCCCCUGCUCCCGGCGCUGCCCGUGCUCCUGGUGUCUCUCUCGGCAGCUUUAGCGACCUGGCUUUCCUUCUGAGCUCCGGGCCGGCUCCCCCCGCGCGCGCCCGCACUCACGCCAUGCUCCCGGAAACCGAGAGGAAGAUCCAUGCGUUCUUUGGGGACGUUGUGAUUCUCUGUGAUGCUGAAAACCCUCAUAUGGGAAUUGUGGGAAAUCCUGAUUCUCUUUCUGAUUUCGUUUGGUUCCUUGUGUUCCAUUUGCCAAAUGUUACCGAUCAGUGAGCAAGCGAGCACAGCCAAAAAUCGGACCUCAGCUUCAGUCCGUCUUCACACAGAAACACGAAAACGGCAAACCCACCCCAUUCUUUUUUUUUUUUCCUUUUUAUUUUUUUGGCACAAGAAUCUCAGGAACGGCCCUGGGCCGCCUACUAUAUUAAUCAUGUGAAUACAUGACCAAUGAUGGGCUCCUCCUAACAGGAAAGAGGAGAGGAGAAGGCCAGGGGAAUGCAUUGAAGAGAGCAGCAUCUCGUGAAUAAUUCACGCUCACUGUCUUUCUAACACAGAAUCUUGUUUUGAUCAUUUCCACUGCACAUUUCUCCUCGAGAAAAGUGAAAGGACAGAUGGUUGGCCUUGUGUUUCAAGGCUAGGAUGGGGAGAGCGAGGGAGUUGAGGAAACCUCGGGUCAGAGGUACAGGCUGCCAGAAGCACCGCUGCUGAAGUCACUGAGAGGUUAAGCUUUACCUGCUCGUUGAUGCAUCUUUCAAAGUCCACUGCCUUGGUUUCCCUCUUGUUUUAGCUGUUCCACAUACGGUAAUACCUGAAUAUCCAACGGUAUAGAUCACAAGGGGGGGGGGAUGUUAAAUGUUAAUCUAAAAUAUAGUUAAAAAAAGAUUUUGACAUAAAAGAGCCUUGAUUUUAAAAAAAAGAGAGAUGUAAUUUAAAAAGUUUAUUAUAAAUUAAAUUCAGCAAAAAAAAAAGAUUUGCUACAAAGUAUAGAAAAGUAUAAAAUAAAAGUUAUUGUUUGAAA
This is a messenger RNA of Odocoileus virginianus texanus, 2023 nucleotides long. It is a transcript of the gene NRN1, whose product is annotated as neuritin 1. Gene Ontology annotation, biological process: neuron projection extension; nervous system development. Gene Ontology annotation, cellular component: plasma membrane. NCBI's taxonomy places the organism in Eukaryota, Metazoa, Chordata, Mammalia, Artiodactyla, Cervidae. The record is from RefSeq and is a predicted model, not a curated record.